AUGGAUUGGGCAAUCAGAGCAGCUAGGAAGAAAACCCAAAGAAAACCAGGGUCGACUCGUUCAAUCAUAGAAACCCUCGAUGACCUAAAUAAUAUAACAACGGAUGCACAUAUAGGAAUCAAUCAUCGAUUACAUGAGAGUAAUGAGUGGUUGAAAAAGAGUGUAUAUAUGAGCAAGGUCAAGCCUGAAGGGAAAAAAAUGGAAGAAUGCUUAAUGAGCCCUGAAAACACGCAUAACAGAAUGAAUGUACAAUUUGAAGUAGAACAGGAUUAUGACCUUUCUGUUUCACGUAAUAAUUCCUCAAAAGAUGUAACCAACACACCCAGAAAUAUUUUACAUAACGACAAAAGCAUAACACCCAAAUCACUCCGGAGAAAGGAAAUCACGGAUGAAAUGAAUAAGUUCAGUAUCCAUGAUACUCAUAAAAGUCCAAUUGAGCCUUUAAAUAUCGUUAAAACAAGUGUUAAUGAGAACGAUAAAUCUUCGCCAUGGUCACCCUAUAAAGUAGAAAAGGUUCUAAGGGAAUCAUCCAAGGCAUCGGAAUCGCCACUAAAUUUGAAAAGGUCCGAUAAUCAGGCUUGGGCGGCUAAAGAAGAGGUAGGGAAUGAAGCUAUAUCCUGCGUUUCAAAGAAGGUUGAUCCACCAAAAGCGAGACCGCCACCAACUUCUGAGACAGUAAGAUCACAAAGAAGAUCUAAUAUGUUUAUUCCACUGCCGAACAAAGAUCCUCUUAUUGUUCAACACAUUCCCCCAAUAAAAUCUUCAGGAUCAAUAACAAAACUUAGAAUAGCGAGGAAGUCGCCCUCUGUAUUGAAGAAGAAAUCAGGGAUGAAUAGUCCUAUUGCGAAAGCUAUGGAGAUUAAUGAUACAGCGGAAUCUACAAAGGCAUCUAGCGUUUUUGACAGACUGUCAUCUAUACCAACGAAAUCGUUUGAAAAAAAGAUAUCUCGUGGAAAUGCUAAAUACUCUUCUUCAUCAAUAGAUUUAUCAGGCUCUCCCAUGAGAAAGGUUUCCCAAAACUUCAAGCCAGCCAACUCUACUGACACUGACAUGCAGGAGGCACUGAGGGAUAUCUUUUCAGUAAAGGAGAAGAUUAGUAAAAACAAGUCACCCAAGGCAAAAAAUUCUCGAAAAUCCUCUAUUCCGAGAUUUGAUAAAAAUUCUUUAAAAUCAGCAACACACAAAAAGCUGGCCAUCAUUGUAGAACAGAAAAAAAAGCAUAGUAGCACUUACCAAACUGACUCAAAACCGUCUAGUACGUCACCAAUGAAAAUAACUAUCAAUUCAAACUCACCAUCCAGAGAUAUUAAGAACCGUUAUCAAAGCCCCGUGAGGGGUUACUUGAGACCAACUAAAGCAUCUAUCUCGCCGAAUAAGAAUAAAACUACAGCGAGUGCUCAAUCGCCACAUCACUUAAGGGCUAACGAGAAAUUUUUAAAAAAAUUGUCACCCAAUAUCGCAGAUGUUUCUAAGCCGGAGUCACGUAAGUCCAAGAAUUACAGACUUACAAACCUGCAAUUGCUUCCACCAGCGGAGGCAGAAAGGGGUGAUUUGAAGAAAAAAUUUGAUAAAAGGUUGUCAGGGAUUAUGAGAUCUCAACAAGAACAUUAUCGACGUAAGCAAGAAAAGCAAAAAAGGAUGUCACAUUUGGAACAAGACUUGAAAAAACAAACAAGUUUCAGCAAUGAUCACAAAGAAGCUCGUCUAAAUGAAUCAUUGGCGCCAUUUAAUGGUCAUGUGCGGAAUACCAAUAACAAAAACACUGGGUUUAGCACUGAAAAUAUCCUUGCCACAAUCAAUACAGUCGAUCAUCGAGAAGUAAUCGGCAAUGUGGCCCCAAAACUGGCCUCUAUCAAUGAUUCUUUACCCGAGAUAAAUACGGACUCAGAAGAUGAGGCUAGUGUAACCUUAGCAGCAUGGGCAAAAUCACCAUAUCUACAAGAGCAGUUAAUAAGACAGCAAGAUAUCAAUCCUCAAACUAUCUUUGGACCCAGUCCACCCUUACACACUGAUGAAAUUUUUCCGAAUCCAAGACUAAACAGGUUGAAACCACGUCCAAUAGCGCCCAAAAGGCCUUGA
This is a messenger RNA of Saccharomyces kudriavzevii IFO 1802, 2079 nucleotides long. It is a transcript of the gene SLI15, whose product is annotated as Sli15p. The transcript has a single exon. NCBI's taxonomy places the organism in Eukaryota, Fungi, Ascomycota, Saccharomycetes, Saccharomycetales, Saccharomycetaceae. The record is from RefSeq and is a predicted model, not a curated record. Bases 1 to 2079 code for a protein of 692 amino acids.